GUGCGACGGACUUUUCCAAACACGACGAAUUUACGCCAGGUGACCACUCCAGAAACACAUCCUACUUUGAGGAAGCGACCAUAGAGAAGCGAGCAUAGGAUACAUAGCACUGGUUCUGUUCGCCAGCCCCAUUUCCACCAAUAGAGGGUUAUUAUUCCAGUCAGCCGCACACAGCUUCUGUUUGCGUCAAGGCGAUGCCAAAUUGUUGCUGUUUUGGUGGCCAACCACGGCGAAAGCGCCAGUCGGCCGGCCAAUUGAAAGCACCUGCUGCUGGAAACGGAUGCGCGGACUCGGCGAAGGCCAAACACAGCGAUGGCCUGAGGUCACCUCUAUCUUGCAACAGCUUCACAGCCUCAGAGUACUUCGACUGCGCGGAGCAGUUCUCAGUGGGAGAAGCCUCAACAAGUCCCAUCAGCAGCAUCCAUGGCACGCCACGCCAGUCAAUUAGCUGCGAGCAGACUUUGGGGCACAUGGGAACGCCUCGCGCGAACGGUGCUGAGCCAGGCGCCCACCAACUGAACUUCAACUUUUCUCACGGAGUGGACGCAGCCGUGCACUUGGGUGCGGGGAUUGGCCAUGCACACGCACAACAAGCGGAACCGACCACGCCCACGCUCAAAUCCGCCUUCGCCGCCGCAUCCGGUGCGCCGGCCGCGUUGGGUUACAGCUCGCCGGGAAAAGCCGGGGUGGAAACCGACGCGAUGGCGGGCGGAGCCACGUACGACGACCCCUCCAGCUACGCGCUGGCUGGCACAAGCGAAACAUCCGAGGAGCCCCUCCACGCGGCGGCGGCGGGCGGCCCCAUGUCACGGCUCGCGGGCUGCCUCAGCAUUCUCGAAAGCAUCCGUAUGCCCACGCUACCAGGCACUGGGUCAGGCACGCAAGCGGGGUCCUCAGCCGUGGCCGGCGCGGCGACCGGUGUCGGCGGGGUUGCCGGUGCAGCGUCGACGGCGGGGCCGGCGUCGCUGUCGCACGCGACGAGUGGAGCCGCGCCGAUGGGCAGCGGCAGGGGAGGCGGGGCCGGCCGCUCACGGCGGCUGGUGGGGAAGUUGGAGCCUGGUAGCUCCAUGCGGCGCCGCGACAUGUCUGAAUCGGUGCUAGAUGUGAGGGAGGCCUGGGACGAGUGCGCCGAGUGCCGGCCGCUGUGCAUGUCGGCGGCGGACGGAGGCGGCGCGGACGGACUCGCCAGCCCCAGCAGCUCGGGCCGGCCAUUCAUGGUGCGCGGGCAGGACUACAUGAAAAGCAAGGUCAAGAUCCCGGCAAGGGGCUCCAUCUACCGACUGCUCGCGGCUGAUGUGGUCAGCGGCGACACCAAGCUCACGCACGUGGCCAAGUUGGUCAACAUGGCCUCGCUACACCGCAUGGCGAGUGGCGGCGCCGGCGGCAGCGGCAGUGGCAGUGCGGGGGCAGGGACAGGGGCAGGAGCAGGAGCAGGGACAGGGGCAGGUGCUGGGGCUGCCAGUGUGACGGCGCCGCAAGUGGACCCGCACCUGCCGCCGCUCCUCAUCAUCACCAUCAUGCUGCCGCUCUACCCGGCCACGCUCUUCGGCGGCAACGACGGCCCCAGCCAAAGCCUGGUAUACUACUUCGCGCUGCCGCCGGGGUUCAAUCCCGCGACCUUUGAAAACCAGACGGCCCUUGGGCUUCUGCGGCGCUUCGUGACCAACGGCCGAGAGGCGGACGGAAGCCCCACGCGCGACAGGCUGAAGCUGAUUCCGCGUGUGGUCAACGUGGACGAGUGGGCGGCCAAGGGGCCACUCAGCCCCGCCGAGCACAAGCUGCUGGCCACCUACAACGACAAGCCCAUCCUCACGCGCCCCCAGCACUACUUUUACUCCGGGCCCGGCUACCUGGAGGUCGACAUCGACAUCCACUCCUACCAGUUCCUCGCACGCAAGGCCUUCAGCGCCUACUUCAACAGGCUGCAGAGCGUCAUCUUCGAGAACGCCUUUGUCAUCCAGGGCAACUCCCCGGAGGAGCUGCCGGAGCAGGUACUGGGCGCCGUACGGAUGUACCGCCUGGACAUGAUGAGGCCGCGCCCGCUGCGAGACUUCCUGCAGCUGCCGCCGGCGCCCGGCGGCGGGGCGCUGAUUGUGGCGCCGGCGGCGGCGCGGCUGGCGGGGCUGGUGUCUGCGAACUCUAGCAACUCGCAGGCGGUGGGUGUGCCGGCCGCGGGCGUGGCGGAGGGGGUGGAGGAGGAGGAGGAGGAGGAUACCGAUGGCGCGCUUUGAGGAGAGCUGUGCAGAGUUGAAGUGUGCGAUUGUGGUGGUGGUUUGACGCAUGCACGACCUGGAGUGGAGUGGAGCGGAACAGAGAUUACUAGCGCAGGGCAUUUAACUGCAGGCCCAUUGAACCGUGGCCUGGGUCCGAACAUCGUGGCUGUUCGCGAGGGGUGAUCGUGAAGCAACCCCGCGAAAGGAAGCUAGUCUGUCGCUGACAGUUUGCUGGUGAGGGUGCCGUAGCUAUGAUUAAAGCUUAUACCGUACUUGCAUGUCAUAUAGUGGAAUGUAGUGGGUGUUGUGCGGGUCCUAGGCCCGGGGGAUUCAAGGGGUUUGCGACGCGGAGCGCGGAUGCGUCUAAUUCAUAAUGGGAUAUUUUAGGGUGCCCUCUAUUUUUUUGUGGGGUGGGCUUAGCAAGCAGGUUCCCCAUACCCGGCCGCCCAAGCGAAAGGGCGUGAGUUGUGUGCUGCACGCACGUACUGGUAUUACGGUACAGCGCUCGGCCUGCGAUGCUUGGUAGUCUCUAGUUGUAAUCCUUUGGCAUCAUGAUGUACCCCCGAGGUUACUCAGGCGGUCAGGCAGAGAACUGGUGGACACUUCUGGCAGCCUCUUCAACUGCGUCCUGUGCCGGCUGUGCUAAUGUGCUCGUGCUUGAGAUCGGGACGCGGCUGGACACUCGGCGGGCGGUACAUACACAAGCUGACCCCGGCUAUGUACGGGAGGUGCGGGUAGUUUUGAAACCUUCGGCCUCAAACAUGCACCAACGUGGUGUGGACGCAGCCCACUUUCCCCUUGUGUCCCUGGAGGCAGUGUGGGCGGAUGACCACCACCGUGUGUACAUCACCCUCACCGUGUGUACAUC
This is a messenger RNA of Chlamydomonas reinhardtii, 3081 nucleotides long. RefSeq lists its product as uncharacterized. Lineage: Eukaryota; Viridiplantae; Chlorophyta; Chlorophyceae; Chlamydomonadales; Chlamydomonadaceae. The record is from RefSeq and is a predicted model, not a curated record. The transcript has 10 exons. The coding region runs from base 195 to 2231 and encodes 678 amino acids.